Trichomycterus rosablanca is the source of this 1116-nucleotide messenger RNA. RefSeq names its product thioredoxin domain containing 15 (gene txndc15). Gene Ontology annotation, biological process: cilium assembly. Gene Ontology annotation, cellular component: cilium. The transcript is spliced from 5 exons. The record is from RefSeq and is a predicted model, not a curated record. The coding region runs from base 121 to 1071 and encodes 316 amino acids. Lineage: Eukaryota; Metazoa; Chordata; Actinopteri; Siluriformes; Trichomycteridae.
CAGUGGCUCAGUGUGGACAGCAACGGUAGUGGUUGAAGUGUAUAAUUUUAGUCAUGUAGUCGGGUAUAAAUACAGAUAAAUUAAUUACAUUAAUAUAUAUGUGCAGCUGAUGAGGACACCAUGAUUUUAUACACAUUUCGCAAAAUUUUAUUGUUUACAUUCUUUAUCGUUUCUGUGAUCCAUUUUUCAAUACAAAUUACACCAGAUGAAGGAGAGAUUGUUAAAUUUGAAUCUCCUGAUGGACUUAAGUCUGAUCAUGAUGGACAGACUGUAGAGGACACAUUGCCUACAUCUCAGAGACAGUUUAAGACUGCAGAAAUAGCAGACGCAGUUCUUGGAACUGAACUGUCCCACAAUCCAGCUGGAAUUGAAGCACUCAUUCCUAAAAGUAUGCAGUCUUCUGUAUCUGCACCAUGUGGUGAUGGUGGGAUAUGUGAGGAACCUGUUGAUAUAAAACAAGAAAAUCCUGUAGAUGAGCAAAACACCACUGAAACAGCAAAGACCUACAAAGUGAGCUGUGAUAAAAGGAGCAUCACUGGAAUGGAGAACUUCACUGUUCAGAUUCUUAAUGCCUCACAGGACCUGAUGGAUUUCUUGAACUCAAACAGCUCUGAAUGCUCUUUGGUUCUCUUCUACACUUCCUGGUGUCAGUUCUCUGCCCACCUCGCUCCUCACUUCAAUGCCUUGCCCCGAGUGUUUCCCAUCAUGCACUUCCUUGCUCUUGAUGCCUCGCAGCACAGCAGUUUAUCAACACGGUUUGGUACAGUGGCAGUUCCCAACAUCCUCCUGUUCCAAGGUGCUAAACCAAUGGCUCGAUUUAACCACACAGAAAGAACCUUAGAGACACUAACAGCCUUUAUCUCCAAUCAAACAGGUUUUGAAGUGAUUGCCAACCAAUCAGUGACCGAUGAAGAUCGCCUUGGCCCGUUACUCAGUGUUCCAGUGAAAAGCAUUGACUGGCUCUUUGUGUUCAGUGUUUUUUUUUUAACAAUGUUCACACUGUAUGCUGUCCUUAAAACCGACAGUAUUCGUCUGCUCAUCCCAGGACAAGAACACGACCACCAAGACUGAUGAUGAAUGAAUGAAUUAACUUAAUUAAAAACUUUUAUUUGUGGA